Hypomesus transpacificus is the source of this 246-nucleotide messenger RNA. Its product is annotated as PHD finger protein ALFIN-LIKE 6-like. The record is from RefSeq and is a predicted model, not a curated record. The transcript is spliced from 3 exons. The coding region runs from base 4 to 246 and encodes 80 amino acids. Lineage: Eukaryota; Metazoa; Chordata; Actinopteri; Osmeriformes; Osmeridae.
AUAAUGAAGGGAGAGGCAAUAAACAUCAAAACAACACAGAAGGCAGUGAACAAGCUGAGGCUAGAUGUAGCCACUGCCCUCCUCCGAGAAACUGACAAUCUCAGCAACCUGUGCCACUACUGUGGGAUGGAGGACAAGGAUGAGCCACUAUGGAUCUGCUGCGACAUCUGUGGGAGAUGGUACCACCACGAGUGCGUGCAGAGGCCUACACUGGAGGAGGACUACUGGUGCCUUGCAUGCACAUAA